GGCAGAAUAGGUACACUGGCAAAGAACUACAGGGAACAAUAAGGGGAGCAGUAGCUAGAAAAAGGCUGAAAGCCCCAGAGCAACAGAAACAAAGUCCAGGAUGUUCAGCCUGCUCUGGUCCCACCUGCCAAUAGUCUGGCUAAUGCUGAGUCAGUUCCUCCGAGAAAGCUCCACUCAGUGGAUAAAUGAUGAAAAGAAGAAGUUAUGUGGCAAUGAAUUUGAUGAGGCCCUCGUAAUCGCCUGCUUGGAAGCUGAUAACAGAAUCUCCAAAAUCCAGGUGGACCAGCUAGAAGAAUCUGGAUCGCUCACAAAAACAGUAUCAUCCUCCAUUGACGAAGAUGCAGGAACCUUUGGUAUGAUGUCAGAAUCCAUUCCUAAUAUGCCAAAGGACAUGAUGUAUGAAGGACAGACACCAUUCUGGAAGGACCCCCUUUUCCAGGCAAAGAGAAGUCUACUUAAUAUCAUUGAAAAAUGUUGCGAUGAAGGUUGUGACAGAAAAUCUCUUCUUGAAGCAUGCAGAUAGAGUGAUUCGGACUUCUCACCUAGCUUCAUGUGUAUUCUCCAAGCACAUUCAAUGAUGCUCAGUUCA
Molecule: messenger RNA, 589 nt
Organism: Chinchilla lanigera (long-tailed chinchilla)
Lineage: Eukaryota; Metazoa; Chordata; Mammalia; Rodentia; Chinchillidae
Product: early placenta insulin-like peptide
Exons: 2
Coding region: 101-523 (140 amino acids)
Cellular component (GO): extracellular region
Molecular function (GO): hormone activity
Source: RefSeq, a predicted model, not a curated record